Centropristis striata (black sea bass) is the source of this 5789-nucleotide messenger RNA. RefSeq names its product synaptotagmin III (gene syt3). The transcript is spliced from 13 exons. Gene Ontology annotation, molecular function: calcium ion binding; clathrin binding; SNARE binding. Gene Ontology annotation, biological process: calcium-ion regulated exocytosis; regulation of dopamine secretion; cellular response to calcium ion. Lineage: Eukaryota; Metazoa; Chordata; Actinopteri; Perciformes; Serranidae. The record is from RefSeq and is a predicted model, not a curated record. Gene Ontology annotation, cellular component: membrane. Bases 880 to 2574 code for a protein of 564 amino acids.
AAAAGAAGAACACAGGAAACGGGAGGGAAAAGCGGGGAGGGAAGAGGUAUCAUAUUGUUCAUUUCUCUCUCUCAGUCUGCCAUCCCGGUUGCGGGGCUUAUUGCUCGGUGCGUCUUCGAGAAAAGAGAGAGAGAGAGAGGAGGGGGUGGACAGAGCGAAAGAGGGCGGAAUGCCCCUUUACAAGCGUCGCAUCUGACUAAAACAGCGGAGAAGCUCGUAAAUCGUAAAUUGGACAGGGGGAGACAUUGGUUUCUGCAACGCCAAGGUGAUGUUGGAGAGCUUUAAAAGAGUCUCCAAAAAUCCGACAGUGGGUUCAAAUCCACGCUGAUGUGUUGGCAAGACCACGGAAACCUCAGUUGGAGCUAGAUGACUAAAGGCUCCACUCAGUUCCCAACUUGAAGUUAAGAAAAAAGAGGCACUUGUCUGCAGGCUCCCAAUACUGGUCUUGGAAACAUUAGGAAAAUAACAAGCUAAAGGUUAUGCAUGCACUGCAGGCAUAACUCUGCGUUCCUCAGCCAAAUCUAUUUGCAAAGAAAAUUGUACAUGUCGAGUGUCCCCGCUGUGGCUUGCAAAUUCAACAUGGCCCAGAACGUCGAGAGUCAAGUUCAAUAAAGGGAAAGUGAGAGGGGUGGGUGUCGCUCAGUCAUACAUGGGCACGUCAGUCUGGUCUCUGUGAUCCAGGCCAAGGCACCCUGCAGAGCCCCUCGUGUUCUUCCUUUAUUGCUGCUGCCCCCUCCGCCUCCUUUUUCUCAGUUCACACCUUGAAAAAGGUGGACGGGCCAACACUAUACUUACCUAAGCGCCGUCCAGUAGGUGAGGGCGGCAAGGGCUGCGCUGUCAUUGGCUGACUGCUGGUGAGAGUGCAAUGCGGAUUGGAGGAUGUCGGGGGACUGGGAUGAAGACCUGUGUAAGAAGGCGCUGGUGUUGGUGGAGGAGCUGUGCUUCAACUCGCCCAGAGGUUACAGCCAGAGUGAACGCUGCCAGGAGUUCAGCUACCUGCUGAGAGGUCGCAACAGACAGCUGGACACAGAAAUCUCUGUCAGUCUGCUGUCGGUCAUCGUGACAUUCUGUGGCAUCGUCCUCCUCUCUGUCUCCCUCUUUGUCUCCUGGAAACUCUGCUGGCUGCCAUGGAGGGACAAGGAGGGCGGAGGCCUGAGUCUGACAUCUGGGUUGCUGCCCGGAAGCGCCGGUGUCGGAAGCCUCGGAGGCACCGGGGGCUCGUCACUCAUACCCCCCCUGCUGCAGAGGAAGGAGGGCCACUCCUCAUCCUCACUCUACCCCUCCCUGGGCCAGCACCACCCCCAUUUCUCUGACCUGGUCGGGCUGGAGAGGGGGGAGGUCGGAGGUGUGGUUGGGGGGCCGCAGGACACCCAGGAGUCCUCCUACCUGGACAUGGACUCCUACCCCAACAAUGCUGGAACUCUGAAGCUGAGUCAGACAUCUCCCGAUGUCCCCAACGCAGAGGUGGGAGCCCAGCCCCAUAAAGACCUGCCCAAUGCUCAUUCCCAGCAGCAGGUCACCGCCCGGACAGUGCCCAGCGUGCCCAAGCCCAUGACUCACCAGCUCUCCAGCCCUGAUUUCCACGGCGAGGAGAAGGAGCAGGUAACCAGCAUUGGGCAGAUCAAACCGGAGCUCUACAGGCCCAAGGGCGAUCAGGGCGAAGGCAAAAAGGGUGACAACUGCGGCAAGAUCAGCUUCCUCCUGCGAUACGCCUUCAAUACCGAGCAGUUGGUGGUGAAGAUCCUGAAAGCUCUGGACCUGCCAGCCAAGGACGCCAACGGCUUCUCUGACCCAUACGUGAAGAUCUACCUACUGCCAGACAGGAAGAAGAAAUACCAGACCAAGGUCCACAGAAAGACCUUAAACCCAGUGUUCAAUGAGACGUUUCAGUUCGGCGUGCCGCUGAAUGAGCUACAUUCCAGGAAGCUGCAUUUCUCUGUGUACGACUUCGACCGCUUCUCCAGACACGACCUGAUUGGCCAGGUGGUAGUGGACAACCUGCUGGACUUCAGUGAGGGCAGCGGGGACAAACCCGUCUGGAGGGACAUCGUGGAAGGCACCGCGGAGAAGGCUGAUCUCGGGGAGCUUAAUUUCUCGCUGUGUUACCUGCCCACUGCAGGCAGGCUUACUGCUACAAUCAUCAAGGCCACCAACCUCAAAGCCAUGGACCUGACUGGCUUCUCAGACCCGUACGUGAAGGCCUCUUUGAUCUGUGACGGGCGAAGGCUAAAAAAGAGGAAGACUUCUAUUAAGAAGAACACACUGAACCCCACGUACAAUGAGGCGCUGGUGUUUGACAUUCCCAAUGAAAACAUAGAAAGUGUAUCCAUCAUCAUUGCCGUGAUGGACUAUGACUGUAUUGGUCAUAAUGAGGUUAUAGGGAUGUGUCGUGUGGGCAGCGAAGCUGAAGGUCCAGGGAGGGAGCACUGGACGGCCAUGCUGGCCAAUCCACGCAAACCAAUAGAGCAUUGGCAUCAGCUUGUGGAGGAAAAAGCAAUUGGUACUUUCGUGUCGAAGCCUGCAGCAUCCUCCCCUAAGCCGCACAUCGUUGUGGACAGCCCUCACUCCGAUUAAAACUGUCAUUAUCAUCUCUUCAGCUCCAGACUUUCCUUUCUUUCCUCUCAUCUGUGAAUAAUUCUCUCCAUCAAAAGAAAGAGAGACGCGGAGACACUGCAAGUGUCCAAGUGCUAGUGCUGUUUUGCUCCUGCUAAUGAAUCCUCCAAGUCCUGUGCCGUCUUUACCAAGCCGGGGGGGAGGGGAGGGGGUGGGGGGUGGUGGGGGACAACAUCCAUCACAAGCUACACUUUGAGCAUCAGACUACACAUUUACAAACACUUGCAGACACUUAAUGGUACAGUAUGACCGAUUUGGGGUGUAAAUUUGGGAUCUAGCAAGGGAACGAACACAUAACUCACACACACAAACACACACACGAACACACACAGAGUUUGUAGUAUGUGCGUAGUUCAUGUGUGCUUCAGAUUAGUGUAGUAUUUCAUCUAGGAGGAGUGUGAUGUGACAGACUUUUCUCUGUUGAAAACAAAAAAAAAAGAAAAAAGAAAGCCAUCAUAGAAUGGCCAUUUCAACCAGGACCAAAGGUUCAUGCCCCUGUACAGACUAUAAAAGAAGAAAAUCACUAUGUCGAUAUUUUUCUUUGCAAUAUUGGUGUACAGUAUGUGCCGUACUGUAUGAGAAAACAUCCCAAGUAGUACUUAGCAGGACAAAACAUUUGAGGUGGAUUCUCUUGGCCAUUUUGGACGCCUUCUCCAGGCUCCACAUCCUCUUGUUUCAGACUUUACUUGCUUAUUUUCCCCAGAGGAAAGACGACAAAGCAUCCAGUGGUCUUUAUUGAUGUCAGAGGAGUGAAAAAUGAGGACAGACUCAUUGGUUUAAGCAUGUUACGCAACUUUGAAAUGUGUCCCUCUUCCUCAUGCUUUUUGUCACCGUCCUCAUGGUGCUCAUCAGUAUUUUUUAAAUUAUUUUACUCUGUUGUUUGUGUGAUACAGUACAUGUAUAACCAUCAGGAAAGGAGUUUAUUCAUGCCAUUUUUUACAGUCCACUGAGGAUGCGAUGGUGCGAGCUUCUGAGAGACAUGGACUAUCUGAUCGUCCUCUGCUUUCUGGCCAAACUGGAAGACUUUUCCUAAUGUAGGACUACACGGGUUGAUUGAAACCUGCGUUUAGGAUGGGACCAGCAUCUGUUUGGAGUGCACUCGCUAGAGGAUGUAUCCAGCAGGGAAGGAUAUCACCACUCCAUUUUAUUUUUAUAUCAUUCCUGGACUUUAUUCUUUUCUUUUCUCAAGACGUCAUCAUCCAGCUUCAACUGGGAAAAUUAUUAUCUUCAAGUCCACAUCAUGUCCCUGACAAGACUUUAGAAGGACACACACGUCCGUGUUGCUUUUAUUAGUGUGUGUUUCCGUGUUUGUGGGCGUGUUUGUUUUGUAUUUGUGCGCGUCUGUGUGUGUGUAUGCCUGUGUGUCACUGUGACCUUGUGUGUGACACGUUUCUGUGCUCACUCCCUCCCUCCUCCUUUUUCCGUGUUCGCCUCCCUCACUUCCCAAAUCCCGGCAUCCACAGACUGAAACACUUGUCUCGGAGCCAAACGUGUCUUCUGUCCCGUGUCUUUACAAGGAGCCAUUUUGAGUGUGUGUGUUUGUGAGUGUGUGUGUGAGAAUGUGUGUACUAUACGUGCCUCAUUGCACUAGGUGGGGAAACACUGUCUUUCAUAGACAUUAGUUUGUAUUGUCUAUGUCGUCUCUGAAAUCAGCUGCCAAUCAUUCAGCCCUUCUCUCCUCUCUGACCCUUUGCCUGAUGUAAGUAACUGUGUUGAUCAUGUACUUCUUUCAGUAAUUUGUGUACUGUAUGUCCGAGGGAAAAACCAGAUGGCACAGUGAUUGAAUUGAAUUGUUGGGUGUGUUUUGAUUAAAUUUAAGAGAAGAACACAAAAAAAGAAGGAAACAAACAUCUGAGGCUCAUUUGUUACGGCCUACAGAUCACGACAAAUUUAGAUCCCCUUAAAGCGAGACACCAGGGAGGAGGUGUUGUGAGAAAACAAGCGCCUGGAAUUUCUGCACUUCCUGUGUAAACCGAUACAGACUUAUAAAGCCGUCACAGCUACUACGACUACUACUGUAACCUCAGCAAAACAACAGUACAACACCUCACUACAGCUACUUGUAUUGCUAUCGUUGCCAUUUCUCUCUCAUCCUCUCACACACACACCUUUUAAGGGAGGAGUGUGUGCGUGUUUCAGGGUAGGGAUCUCGUUUCUUUCUCUUUACCUUUGGUUCGUGCUCGUGCAGUGAAACUCACCAGAGUGCUUGCUGGUUAUACGGGAGGAACCGUUUCAUACCUGCAAGUAUUCUGUGUGGUAUGUCAGCUGGGGGAAUUAUUGACCAGCUUGCAUAAGUAGAUAUGGUAUUGAUCAUCGGUCUCCAGGCCCCAUAAUUCUCUCUUUCCCAGCCUCCUUCUCUCUGCCUGUGUCUACCCUAUUUAGCCCCAUGUGUUACUGCCUGGUGAUAGAUUACAGAAUUCAUAGUGGAAACAGCACAUUCCCUUCUUCUCUUCCUCCCUCUGUACGCCACCCCCCUCUCUUUCUGUUUCUGUCUGUCUGAUUACUGUCUGAUUACUCAUUCUCUCCUCCAGCAAUCCUUACCUUUCCUCCCGCUCCACUCUUUCACCUCCCCCUCACCUAUCCAUUUCUCGCUCUAUUUUUCUCUCCCCCCCACCACCUUCCAGCUCCUUGUGCUAUCUCACAUCCCUCCAUUUUGCCCUCUUUCUUUCCGUGUAUGACACCCCCCUUCCGUCCUCUCUAUUCUCUCUCGCUGUCUUCUCGUGUUAGUGCAGUUCUGAAUGGUCAUGGGGAAUCAUGUUUGCAUGCUUAUAUUAACAUGAAUGAUGUCAACUUGAUGCAAUGAAAAAUUAUAUAAGUGAUGCUUUAAGCAAAAUCUGACAAUGAACUUGAUACUAAUACUACUAAUGACGACUAAAUGGAGACCUAGCAAUUGUUUAUCUCUGUGGUCAAAAACAACGAUGAUGAAAUAACAUUGUUUAUGCUGUAUUUAUCUCGAAAUUGGUAUUCUUUUUUGAUUUUCAAUUGUUUUUUUUAUAUAUGAUUUAUUCAAGAGGUUUACUUUUUUAUUGGUUAAAGCUGAGAAUUUGAGUGAGGGGUUCAGUCAGGGCGAUUGUUUCAGUCGGGACAGCUGUACCAGGUCAAAGGCUAUCGGUGAAUGUGUAAGUAACAGUGUGGCUGAAGCAAUGAUAAUGGAAAUAAAGGAUAUGUAUCAUCCA